Cinclus cinclus is the source of this 1972-nucleotide messenger RNA. RefSeq names its product family with sequence similarity 234 member B (gene FAM234B). Gene Ontology annotation, molecular function: protein binding. The coding region runs from base 1 to 1887 and encodes 628 amino acids. The transcript has 13 exons. The record is from RefSeq and is a predicted model, not a curated record. NCBI's taxonomy places the organism in Eukaryota, Metazoa, Chordata, Aves, Passeriformes, Cinclidae.
AUGGCUACGGUGCUGUCCCGGGCGCUGAAGCUGCCGGGAAAGAAGAGCCCAGACCUUGGGGAAUACGAUCCCCUCACUCAGGCUGACAGUGAUGAAAGUGAAGAUGACCUUGUACUCAACAUCCAGAAGAAUGGGGGGGUCAAGAAUGGGAAGAGCCCCCCUGAAGAGAUACAGGACCCUGAUUCUGAUGUGGAGGUCGGGAUGACAAAGCAGCACACAUCAGAGAGCACGCCCGAGGGUUAUCCUGCAGAGACAUCUGGGAGUUUGGAGCAGAAGGCUGCUCCCUCCCUCAUGCCAUACCUGCGCACUGCCAUCUUUUUGCUCACUGUGGUGAUCUCGAUGAUUCUUGUGCUGGUGUGCGCAUUUCUAAUUCCCUGUCCCCCUAGAGACUUGCAUAACACCUGGAACCGCAACCUAGGUCAGGGAGCAGGUGGUGUGUUAUCCCCACUGGAACUGUGUGAUGUGAACGGUGAUGGCCUCCCUGACAUCCUCAUUGUCUUCACUGCCUUGAUGAAUGCCAGUGUCAUGGGUGUCUCUAGACCCUCCGUAACUGUGGUGGCACUUUCUGGUAUGAAUGGCAGCACCUUGUGGACCAUCCAGCUUCCAGAGGAAACACAAAGUGUGCAGUGCAAUGGGCUAUCACUGGGGGCAGCUGCAGGGCCUGUCUGCCUUGUUACAGGAACAUCAAAAUUCCUCAGCCUUCUCAGUGCUUCCACAGGCAAGACCAUCUGGACACUGAACCACAUUCACCUUUCAAGUGGGUUCCUGGCUGCACCAGCUGCAACUCUUCCAGAUGUAGAUGGAGAUGGCAUUAGGGAUAUUGUUGUUAUGGCUCUCAAAGAGAAACAGCCUGAUAUGUUUUUCAUCUUGGUAUCAGGAAAGACUGGAACUGCUUUGGGUGGGCCUGUCAAGUACAGCACCAAUGGAGAAGGGAAAGUGAUUGGCCCCCAAGUCCAUAUCACCAGCCGGGGAGCCAUUUACAUUCUGUUUGGUUUUGGUAAUGUUCAAGCAGUUGCCCUGAGGGAUAUCUUUACCCAAGCCAGAAACCGGGACAACUUCCCUGCAAUGCUGCAGCAGGAGGAGCCAGAGUGGGAAAAGCGCAGAUCUGUCAACCUGUCAGAGCUCAUUGACAUUUACAGUGGGGGUGUUGAAUUUCUGCAGACAGUGAAGACACCUGACACAAACUGCAGCAACCUGCUCAUCACAACCAAAGAGAGCUUGAUCCUGCUGAGGGGACAGGACCUUGAGCACCACUGGACCCUGGAACUGCAGAAUAUCAGCAGCCAGCCCGUACCAGGUUACUUUGGUGCUGACCAAACUCUGGACUUCAUGCUGCAGGCACAGACUGGAGAGAGGAACAAAAAGGUGGUGGUGGUAGAUGGCAAAUCGGGCCUCGUUGUUUGGAACCAGGAGCUUCCGUGGCAGAGGCAACAACUCGAUGCACUCUCAGUCAUGACUUUGGACAAGAAGUCUGUUUUUCUAUUCUGGGCCAAUGAAACACAGCCUGUGUUACAAAGUUUGGUGAGCACACAUCCUUUCUUCAUUUUGAGACCUGAGCACCCAGGGCUGCACCACCUCUAUCUCCUCCAUCCUGUUUUUCCUACAGUCCUUUUGGAUCUCACCAAUGCAACGGACAAAGUCAUUGCUUCAGCAGUUGGAAUUAACGAUCUCCAAAAGGAUGCAUUUCACAUCACUGUGACAACAACUGCAACCUCAGAAAAACAGCCAGGAUUUCUCUCAGUCAGCAAGCUGGGCCUGAAGUGGGCCAUGAUGAGUCAAGGUCGAAUGGUGUGGUUAAAGGACAGCAGCACUCCAAAAAUCAGCCGUGGAGAAGUGAGGCGAUUUCUUGCCCGGAUGAAAUUUGCUGACUUUUCUCAGAAGCUCUAGCCUGGUGGUUCUUCAGAUGUUGGUUGGACCUGUGGCCUGUGUGGGGAAUAUAGGAAGCUGCUCUGUAUAUCUUCAGGAAAACGUC